AUGUUCGGAGACGUUAAUAUAUCAGCCAUUUUGGAUUCGUUUAGUAUAAGUUACGACAAAAGAGUAAGGCCCAACUAUGGAGGACCACCCGUGGAAGUGGGGGUUACCAUGUACGUGCUCUCCAUCAGCUCUCUGUCUGAAGUGAAAAUGGAUUUCACGCUGGAUUUUUACUUCAGACAGUUUUGGACGGAUCCCCGAUUAGCAUACAAAAAAAGAACCGGAGUGGAAACGUUAUCGGUUGGCUCUGAAUUUAUUAAAAAUAUAUGGGUGCCUGAUACUUUCUUCGUAAACGAAAAGCAAUCCUAUUUUCACAUAGCAACUACUAGCAACGAAUUCAUACGUAUACACUAUUCGGGUUCCAUUACGAGAAGCAUCAGAUUAACAAUCACUGCAUCUUGCCCUAUGAAUCUUCAAUAUUUCCCAAUGGAUCGACAACUUUGCCACAUAGAAAUCGAGAGUUUCGGCUACACCAUGCGGGACAUCCGAUACAAAUGGAACGAGGGGCCUAACUCUGUCGGUGUGUCGAGCGAGGUGUCGCUGCCGCAGUUCAAAGUGCUGGGUCACCGCCAGCGGGCCAUGGAGAUAUCCCUUACCACAGGAAACUAUUCAAGGUUGGCAUGUGAAAUACAAUUUGUUCGGUCCAUGGGAUACUAUCUCAUCCAAAUUUACAUACCAUCUGGUUUGAUUGUAAUUAUAUCAUGGGUAUCAUUCUGGUUGAAUCGUAAUGCAACUCCCGCCCGCGUUGCUCUUGGGGUCACCACUGUGUUGACCAUGACUACACUGAUGUCAUCAACUAAUGCUGCCUUACCCAAGAUUUCUUAUGUCAAAUCUAUUGACGUUUAUUUGGGUACCUGUUUCGUCAUGGUCUUCGCAAGUUUAUUAGAAUAUGCUACGGUGGGUUAUAUGGCUAAAAGGAUACAGAUGAGAAAACAAAGAUUUGUUGCCAUACAAAAAAUUGCUUCCGAAAAGAAAAUGCCAGUUGAUUGUCCACCAGUAGGGGAUUCACAUACUCAAUCAAAGAUGGGAACUAUAGGCCGUUGUCCUCCGGGAAGGCCUUCGGAGGUCCGAUUUAAAGUCCACGAUCCUAAAGCACAUUCUAAAGGUGGCACUUUGGAAAAUACGAUCAAUGGCGGCAGAGGAGGUGCCGAAGAAGAAAACCCAGGGCCACCUCCACAUAUCCUACAUCCAGGAAAGGACAUAAGCAAACUUUUGGGGAUGACUCCUUCGGACAUUGACAAGUAUUCGCGCAUUGUAUUCCCCGUUUGCUUCGUGUGCUUCAACUUGAUGUAUUGGAUCAUUUACCUCCACGUGUCUGACGUCGUGGCUGACGAUCUGGUUCUUCUGGAAGAGGAUAAAUAG
Diatraea saccharalis (sugarcane borer) is the source of this 1359-nucleotide messenger RNA. Lineage: Eukaryota; Metazoa; Arthropoda; Insecta; Lepidoptera; Crambidae. The record is from the annotation of a GenBank genome assembly.